GAUGUAGGCCCCAUUUUAUGCUCUCAGACUUCAAGCUGUUGCAAAAGGGUUUCAUAUGUUCUCUUGUCAUUCAAAUGCUUCAGCUGCACACAUGCACAAGCCUGGCUCGGCAAGGGGAUUUAAACUUAAAAAUCAGCUCUGUCUUUUAAAACCCCUCUCAGCUGCCUCAGUCAGCCAUGGCUGCAGCUGAGGUACCUGGCUAUCUGCUUUCCUCUCAGAGUGAGAAGCACAGGAGGGCCAGGAACUGGACUGACGCAGAGAUGAGAGGCCUUAUGUUGGUGUGGGAGGAAUUUUUCGAGGAGCUGAAGCAGACUAAGAGGAACGCCAAAGUUUAUGAGCGCAUGGCGAAUAAGCUCUUUGAAAUGACCGGGGAACACCGCCACGGCGAAGAGAUAAAAAUCAAAAUCACCAACAUGACUUUUCAGUACAGGAAAUUAAAAUGUAUGACAGAUGGGGAAUCUGUUCCUCCCGAUUGGCCCUAUUUUAAAACCAUUGACCGAAUUCUGUCCAAGAUACCUGAGCAGAGUGAUGGAAAGUUACAGCCCGGACCUUCAACAUCUCAAACCGAGGCCUCUCAGUCCCCGUCUACCAAAUCUACACCUCUCUACUUGCCGUACAACCAGUUUACAUAUGAGGAGAGGGAAGGGUGUUUUGAGGAUGACAACUCAGAGAGCUCCACAAGCUUACAGUCAUACAAACUGAGGUCUGGAGAGAGAGCCGUCAAGAAAAGGAAACUGCACAGCUGUAGUUUUCAGAAGAAGAAGCUAAAGAUUAUGGAGAACAUGUUAGAAGAGCAGAAGAGGUUAAGCCGAGCGAUGGAAGAAACCUGCAGAGAGGUCCGACGGAUCUUGGACCAGCAGAACAUCAUCCAGGUACAAAGCCUCCAGCUCCAGGAGAGGAUGAUGAACCUUCUGGAGAAGAUGAUCUCCAAAUCAGCACCCUAACUUGCUUUGGGGAAUAACCAUAUCUCAUAUCUACUAGUUCCUAUGGAUAACGCUCCGCAACACUCCAAUCUCCAAGCCAACAACUGUCCGCUUAUGGUUUAUGGUAGGGAGAUGGACUCAUGGGCAGUUGUCAUGACAUCUUUGAGCACCGUAACUUGGCGAAGAACAGAACCAUUACUGAAGACUUUGUAUAACAGCCCAGCACUUAUAUAGGGAUUAUUGCUGCUUUAAUCACUUUUUUCAAAAGAGUAAAAAUGUUGAGUGGUCAAUGAUUCUAUGCGGCUAUGAACAGACCUGAUUUCUCAAGGACUAUCUCACUAUGGUACCAUGCCAACUGAAUGUCCCACUGUUGAAUAUAAUAUAUGCAGUUUUCGUAUUCAUCAUCUGUACUUGGGAAUGACUAGUACUCAGGGGUAUAACUACUGGUACGUCAGCCCAAGUGGCUGCUCUGAUGCCUAACGGUAAUUGAGUGGCCAGUGGUGUAUGUUCAUUAGCCCCUGGGCUUCCUGCCCUACUCUUCUACAUUGUAAUGAAACUCAACUGGCAGGCCAGGGGCAUUCUCAGAGAACCAGUGGGGGCUCCAGAGCUGUGAGUAGAGACCCACUGCCCAGCAACUGCUCGUUAGGCCACUACAAGUAGCAGUGAUAGAUUCUAGAGUUUCCCACACCCGAAGGUAUCACCUGUAACACUUGUGGACUAGCGCAGAAACCAUAUUCUUCUGUACAUGCCAGGAAGGAAAACUCAUCAUCAGUCUACGGAAAGACAUAGAAGAAGACGAAUUGGUAUCCGUACCAUCCAAGUAACUGCCUACAGGACUGUGUUUGGCCCUCACAGACCAGCCAUGCAGGCAGAAAUGUCACAGACUCCAGUUUGCUGGUUCCCGCCGUGAUUCUGGAGAAAUAACCACAAGAUUUAAAGGGGCAAUUAGCUUCAACGCAAAAGAAACAUGGUUUUGCCUUGAAAUCACCACUUUAAAUCUAGCGGCUAUGGGGGUCAUUCUGAGUUGAUCGCUCGCUGCUGAUUUUCGCAGCGCAGCGUUCAGGUGAAAAAAACGUAAUUUCUGUGUAUGCCCCGCAAUGUGCACGCGCGCUGUACGGGUACAAAGCUCUUUGUGGUUGUGCUCAGGUUCUAGCAAAGUUUUCCUUCGCACUGGCGGCUGCAAGAAGAUUGACAGGAAGGGGGCGUUACUGGGUGUCAACUGACCGUUUUCAGGGAGUGUUUGUAAAAACGCAGGCGUGUCUGAAAAAACGCAGGUGUGGCUGGGCGUUCGCUGGGCGGGUGUAUGAUGUCAAAUCCGGACAUGAAUAGGCUGAAGUGAUCGCAAGCGCUGAGUAGGUUCAGAGCUACUCUGAAACUGCACAAACUGUUUUUGCAGAGCUCGGCUGCACAUGCGUUCGUACUUCUGCUAAGCUAAAAUAUACUCCCCAGUGGGCGGCGGCAUAGCGUUUGCAUGGCUGCUAAAACUAGCUAGCAAGCGAUCAACUCAGAAUGACCCCCUAUAUUGCUAGAAUCGAUUUAGACCAACCAAAUUGGUGCCUAUUACAUUUGGGCCAUCGUCUCUAUUAUGCCACAAAAAAAUACAUUUAUACCAGUUUUUCACAAUAAAUAAGUUUUUUUCCAAUAGCCAGGACCGGCGGUCAAUGGCUACCAAUAAUGAACCAAUUUUAUUAGUGUAUUUUUUAAUGCAACCUGUUUAUGUGUGGCACUUAUAAUAUAAUGUAAUAUAUUACAUUCUGUUUGGAUACGGAAACACGUAUGUAUAUUUUGUAACUGCUACUAGACCCACUUAUUUUUCCAUUUUUGUCUAUACCAGCAGUCAGAUUUCCCACCAAUGCGCUUUUUGCACUCACUCAUAAAAUAUAUACUACUAGCAUAGUUUAUGUAAAUAUAUA
Molecule: messenger RNA, 2836 nt
Organism: Pseudophryne corroboree (corroboree frog)
Lineage: Eukaryota; Metazoa; Chordata; Amphibia; Anura; Myobatrachidae
Gene: MSANTD1
Product: Myb/SANT DNA binding domain containing 1
Exons: 3
Coding region: 177-944 (255 amino acids)
Biological process (GO): positive regulation of DNA-templated transcription
Cellular component (GO): nuclear body
Source: RefSeq, a predicted model, not a curated record